This is a messenger RNA of Callorhinus ursinus (northern fur seal), 2224 nucleotides long. RefSeq names its product TPD52 like 2 (gene TPD52L2). Lineage: Eukaryota; Metazoa; Chordata; Mammalia; Carnivora; Otariidae. Gene Ontology annotation, cellular component: cytoplasm. The record is from RefSeq and is a predicted model, not a curated record. Gene Ontology annotation, biological process: carbohydrate metabolic process.
UGGCUGAGGCGGUUCCGCUGGCCGGCGUGUGCGCGGCGAGCGAGUCCCGGUGCGGCCCGCUCGGCUCCUCCGGCGCCCCGGACCCCGGCCCCGACCCCCGCUGCGGCCCGGCCGCCGCCUGAACAUGGACUCCGCAGGCCAAGAUAUCAACCUGAAUUCUCCUAACAAAGGUCUGCUGUCCGACUCCAUGACAGACGUCCCUGUCGACACAGCGUUGGCUGCCCAGACUCCUGCUGUUGAGGGUCUGACCGAGGCUGAGGAGGAGGAGCUUAGGGCUGAGCUUGCAAAGGUGGAAGAGGAAAUUGUCACUCUGCGCCAGGUCCUUGCGGCCAAGGAGAGGCACUGUGCCGAGCUGAAGAGGAAGCUGGGCCUCUCUGCCUUGGAGGGCCUGAAGCAGAACCUGUCUAAGAGCUGGCAUGACGUGCAGGUCUCUAACGCCUAUAUGAGAACUUCUGAGAAACUUGGAGAGUGGAAUGAGAAAGUGGCCCAGUCAGACCUCUACAAGAAGACUCAAGAAACUCUCUCUCAGGCGGGACAGAAGACGUCGGCUGCCCUGUCCACCGUGGGCUCUGCCAUUAGCAGAAAGCUCGGGGAUAUGAGGAAUUCUGCGACCUUCAAGUCGUUUGAAGAUCGAGUUGGGACCAUAAAGUCUAAGGUUGUAGGUGGCAGAGAGAAUGGCAGUGAGAACCUUCCCUCCCCAACCGGGAGUGGCGCCAAGCCCCUGCCGGAUCACACGCCUUUCUAAGCCCGUCGCAGCUUUGCCCGGCCACGGAACAAGUGUAAGCACAUCCUCAUCGCCUUGACUGCAACUCUGCAGCGCGACAGCCCACCAGGCCGCAGGCGGGCGCACGGAGCUGGCUUUGAGGAUAGUCGUGCCACUCACAUGUAGCCGUGGCCUCUGUGUUCGCAUGAGCUUUACAGAACACGGUCUUAUACGCAGAUGCUUUACACUGAAGUUGUCAACUAUCCUCCCUGGGGUGCGGGGAGUGGACAGAACAGUGGGCCCUUUGGCAGUCUUGUUAGCUCAUGAGAACGUGGAAGGAGCAGAGAGUGAUAAGCAUAAAAUAAGUGGUAUUUCCUCAAACUCUCCUUUCUUAAGUUAGAGAAGGAAUCUGCGGAAGGAAGAUCAUCUAGAAAGCCCUACCGGAUCUUCAGUUUUUAUUUCAAACGCUAAAUGAGAAAACUGUCCAUUUUCUGAAACCAUCCAGAAAAGAAACUGGUUAUCAGCAGCCGCCUAAUUGUUACACUAAUGAUCGAGCUUUAACAAAAGCAAAUUCUUUAUUUUUUAAAUGCAGUGAAUUUUUCAAAAAUUAAAGCUAAGCAGAGCAGCUUUAGUCUCAGUUAGAAAACAUUAUUUCUUUGGACUCAAGCUGAAAUACAAGCCUUACAUUACCUUAUGCUUUAUUUGUUUAUAAUGUUUUUAUAUAUAAAAAUAAGGGUUCUUUAGUGGAUUUUGAGCACCAUGUAGACUCCUGCAUCUAGCCCAGAGGGCAGCAUGCCUGGACCGUUGGUGUGUUUUAUUUCACUGAUGCACGUCAUCCCAGUGUAUGAAGCUUGCCUCUCUCUCCUCUCAAGGACCGGGGCAGCUCCUGCUGGUCAGAGGGCUCCUGGGCCUCUGGGGGUUGGGGCAGGGGGACAGGAGAAAGAAAACCCGCACCCUCCAUGGAUGGCUGAUGCAUGACUUGUCCUCGGCUCCAACCUGCCUGUUUGCUGCACGCUGGGGACAAGUGAGAAGCAGAUGGCCCUGCAUGGGGUCGGCUGGAACUCGGCUGUCACCUUUUCUCAGGAGCUGCCAAGAUCUCAUUCCCGUUGUGAAGCUGCCACACCCCAGCAGCCUUGCGGUCAGGGCCCCACGCGUGGGGUGUGUCUGCAGGGGCAGCCCUCCGUGCCUUACUGGCUCCCAGCAAGCAGAGACCGCUCCUGCACACGCACCUGUGCACUCCCGGGUCGGGGGCGGGGGGGCAUGCGCUCAGAGUCCACUCUGGUAGACCAUGGUGUGCUCUGGUAAGCUGAGCGUCGGCUGGUCCCUUCAGACAGCCUGGGUGGACUGCGGUCCCUGCUGACGCCAUGGGAAGAACAGCAUUUGGUGUUUUUUCUUCAGGGUUAGAAUCACGGAUGGGGUGUGGUGAGAAAGCAGGAUGCAAGUGUAGUAACUGAUUUACCUUUUCCUAAAAAUGGAUAAUGGGAAAUUUGUCAAUAAAACGUUCCUUUGGGGAAGAACCCA